This is a messenger RNA of Paramisgurnus dabryanus, 661 nucleotides long. It is a transcript of the gene wfdc2, whose product is annotated as WAP four-disulfide core domain 2. The record is from RefSeq and is a predicted model, not a curated record. Gene Ontology annotation, cellular component: extracellular region. Gene Ontology annotation, molecular function: serine-type endopeptidase inhibitor activity. Lineage: Eukaryota; Metazoa; Chordata; Actinopteri; Cypriniformes; Cobitidae. Gene Ontology annotation, biological process: antibacterial humoral response; innate immune response.
UAUGUUCGGUGCAUUUUCCUACUAAGAUCAGUUUGUGAGCAGAGGUCGUGAAGAUGAAAACUCAAGUCUAUUGCUUGCUGAGUGUUUGUGUCGUUUUAUUAAGUCUGGCUGGAUGUUUGACGCCAACCGCAGCAGCUCCAGGACGAAACCUAACAGUGGUCAGUCACUGUCCGAGGAAGCUGACAGUUGUGCCAUCCAGUCAUGGAUGUCUUUCAGAUGAAGACUGUACUGGACAACACAAAUGUUGUGUGUUUGACUGUGGAGCUGUGUGUGUGCCACCUGCUUACACAAAGACUGGAAUCUGUCCUCGCAGAAGUUUUGGAGCAGGAAUGUGUGCCGAGUUCUGUGCCAAUGACAGCAACUGCCCGGGAAAUGAGAAAUGCUGCAGCAAUGGUUGUGGACAUGAAUGUACUGCACCAUAUACAGUGAAACCUGGUCGGUGCUCCCUACCAAAGGGGACACCAAUGUGUGCCGAAUACUGUUACCACGAUGGCCAGUGCCCUGCAGAACAGAAAUGUUGCCCAACCACCUGUGGUCACGCAUGCAGCGAGCCAUGCUGACUUCAGAGUCAUGGAGGAAUCAAUUUUGUUUACACUGAAUACUUUAACUGUUUUGUUUUGCCUUGUUUGUAACCACCAAAUAAAUCUUUAAAAUGUCCAUA